UUUAUUCAGUUGCAUUAGUAGAAGAACUACAAGUGUGAAUUAAUAGUUUUGUUCGUGUUGAAAUACGUUAUGGAACAAAAUAAAUAUAUACCGUAUUCGCGUACCGGUGACAAGGAAGAAGAUGAGAUAUUGCUGGAACCGUUUAGUUACAUUCUCCAGGUCCCUGGAAAACAGAUCAGGGCCAAAUUAGCACACGCUUUCAAUUACUGGCUAAAAAUACCGCAAGAUAAACUCCGUGCAGUCGGGGAUAUUAUACAGCUACUUCAUACUUCCAGUCUUCUGUGAGUUUGCACAUUGUUUAUUUGUUCUGAUCCGAUGCAAUUUCAAAUAUAUUCCUCAAGCACAAUAACUGCUGCAAAUUAUGUUAUAUUUAUUGCUCUGGAAAGAGUACUUGCUUUAAACCAUUCAGAGGGAACACAAGUAUAUGUAGAACAGUUGUUAGAACUUCAUAGAGGUCAGGGUAUGGAAAUUUAUUGGAGAGAUAAUUAUAUCUGUCCAUCUGAAACUGCAUAUAAACAAAUGACAAUACGAAAAACAGGUGGACUUUUCAAUCUAGCUGUAAGAUUAAUGCAACUCUUUUCUGAUUGUAAAGAAGACUAUACACCCUUAGGUGGGAUCUUAGGGCUUUACUUUCAAAUUCGUGAUGAUUAUUGUAACUUAUAUCUUCAAGAGUAUGCUGAAAAUAAAAGUUACUGUGAAGAUCUUUCUGAAGGAAAGUUCAGUUUUCCUAUUAUACAUGCUAUACAAAGUCACCCAGAAGAUAGACAACUAAUAAAUAUUCUUAGGCAACGCACUAAGGAUAUUGAAGUGAAACGAUAUUGUGUGAAUUUAUUAGAAAAAUUUGGAUCCUUUGCUUAUACAAGAGCUGUGCUCGAAGAAUUAGAUAAGAAAGCAAGGGAUGAGGUUCAACGUUUAGGUGGAAAUCCUUUGUUAGUUGAAGUUUUAGAUGAAUUAAUGAGCUGGAAGCAUCAGGAUGUUCAGCCCCAGAGUAGGAAAGCUGUUGUUUAA
Messenger RNA from Habropoda laboriosa, 1008 nucleotides. It is a transcript of the gene qm, whose product is annotated as geranylgeranyl pyrophosphate synthase. Gene Ontology annotation, molecular function: prenyltransferase activity. Gene Ontology annotation, biological process: isoprenoid biosynthetic process. NCBI's taxonomy places the organism in Eukaryota, Metazoa, Arthropoda, Insecta, Hymenoptera, Apidae. The transcript has 7 exons. The record is from RefSeq and is a predicted model, not a curated record.